This is a messenger RNA of Bolinopsis microptera, 887 nucleotides long. Its product is annotated as fucolectin-3-like. NCBI's taxonomy places the organism in Eukaryota, Metazoa, Ctenophora, Tentaculata, Lobata, Bolinopsidae. Bases 156 to 746 code for a protein of 196 amino acids. The record is from RefSeq and is a predicted model, not a curated record. The transcript has 5 exons.
GGACAUCAGAUACACCUUCCUAGGAGUUUGAACACUGUGACUGAGCAGAAACCGUUAAAGUUUACUUAAUUAAGUAUUUAAGUUGAAAUACUAUGGAUUAAAAAUAAUGAAUUACCCAUUUCGAUUAGGAAAGUUUUGAAAAACAAGUCGGCGAGAUGGCACGCUUCUUUUUUAUCACUCUUGCAAUGAUCUGUGUACUCGGGGCAAAUGGUUUCUUUACCCAAAAAUCUACAUGGGAGCGAAUGCAGGCAAGUCUUGAAGCGCAAACUAAUAGAAGGAAAAGUGAAGAAAUCAAUCCGGUGUUGGACAUGUUCGACAGGAUUCCUUUGUACGAUGCUAAACAAAGUUCUACUUACAAAGACGGAGUAGCAUCCAGAGCAAUAGACGGUAACCGAGAUGGCCAAUAUCAUUCCGGUCUUUCCUGCACACACACGGAUGACAACGAGGAUAACGUCUCGUGGGAGGCUAAGAUGAAGUCAGGUAGCGCUCAAGUGGCAUAUGUUGUGAUAUCCAACAGAUUGGAUGGCUACUAUAAUCGGAUCAAUGGUGUUAAGGUGUUCGUGGAUGAUCAGUUCUGUGGGGCAGUGGAGUAUCUAAUGGGGGUUGAAAACUACGCGGUUAAAUGUCCUCCCAACACUGUUGGAAGUGUGGUCAGGAUAACCGGUCGCAAUCAAGUCCCUCUGACCCUCUGUGAGGUGAGGGUUUUGGGAAAUGAUUCGGUCUGCAAGUGCAAUUCAGAUGAAUAAUAAGUAUAAGCGAGGACGAUCGGAGUAUGGAGCAUUGGAGGACAAGGGAACAAUUAGAUUAGAAGAUAAAUAUACAGACUUUCAACUGAAUGCCAUUUUGGAUAUUUUUGAAAAUUUGUUCAUCAUUUUAUUCCUUAAAAA